This is a messenger RNA of Polyodon spathula (Mississippi paddlefish), 1742 nucleotides long. RefSeq names its product guanine deaminase-like. Gene Ontology annotation, molecular function: guanine deaminase activity; zinc ion binding. The transcript is spliced from 14 exons. The coding region runs from base 132 to 1484 and encodes 450 amino acids. Gene Ontology annotation, cellular component: cytosol. Gene Ontology annotation, biological process: guanine catabolic process. Lineage: Eukaryota; Metazoa; Chordata; Actinopteri; Acipenseriformes; Polyodontidae. The record is from RefSeq and is a predicted model, not a curated record.
GCCCAACGUCCUCUUGUGGAAAACUAAGGCUGUCGUCGUCCACACGCAAAAGGAGAAUACCUUGCUUUCCUGAGUUGCAGCUUGGUAUAAAGGAUUUAUUUCCUCCACAAUAUUGUCAGACUGCUUUCAAGAUGACAAGCUGCAACGAGUCUAUUAUACGUGUGACCAGCGUGUUUAAGGGUGCAUUUAUUCACUCCACACACACUUCCCCGCUGGAAAUUUUGGAAAAUUUUAUUUUGGGAGUUAGUGAAGCUGGAAAGAUUGUGUUUAUUGAAGAUGCUCAUGAGCAGGAGAAUCUUGCCAAGAUGUGGGGAUUCAGAAAUACAGACAUCAGACACCUGAAAGACUGGGAAUUUUUCAUCCCGGGUAUGGUUGAUACUCAUAUCCAUGCAUCCCAGUACAGCUAUAUGGGAACAGGUCUUGAUAUGUCCCUUCUACAGUGGUUAAACACAUACACAUUCCCAGCUGAACUGAAGUACAAAAAAACUGAGUUUGCGGAAGAGGUCUACAACAAAGUUGUGAAAAGAACAUUAAAAAAUGGCACAACUACUGCAUGCUACUUUGCAACGAUUCACACAGAUUCUACUUUGUUACUUGGAGAAAUUGCAGAUAAGAUUGGACAGCGGGCUUUGGUUGGAAAAGUGUGUAUGGAUAUGAAUGAUGCUAUAGAGAAGUACAAAGAAACCACAGAGGAAUCUAUUAAGGAAACUAAAAGGUUUAUUUCAACACUUUUACAAAGAAAGUAUCCGCAGGUAAAACCCAUCAUAACACCACGAUUUGUGCUGUCCUGCUCUGAGAAGCUGUUAAAAGAGCUAGGUUUUAUUGCAAAAAAGAAUGAUCUGCACAUUCAGAGCCACAUAAGUGAAAACACAGAGGAGGUGCAACUUGUAAAGGAAAUGUUUCCCGACUGCAAGUCUUACACAGAUGUAUAUAACAAAUGCAACCUUCUGACUAACAAGACUGUGAUGGCACAUGGUUGCCAUCUCACUGAUAAAGAACUGGACAUUUUCAAUCAGAGAGGUGCUGCAAUCUCUCACUGCCCUAAUUCAAACCUCUCGCUUUGCAGUGGGUUGCUGGAUGUACGUAAUGUUUUAAAGCACAAAGUGAAAAUUGGGCUGGGCACAGAUGUUGCUGGUGGGUAUUCUCCUUCCAUGCUUGAUGCUAUGAGGAGAGCUCUGGACACCUCCAAGGCUCUUACUAUUCAAAACUCCGGGUAUGAGACGCUGACCUACAAGGAAGUCUUCCGCUUAGCUACCCUCGGAGGAAGCCAAGCAUUGGCUUUGGAAGACACCAUUGGAAACUUUGAAGUGGGCAAGGACUUUGAUGCAGUGCUUGUAAAUCCUUCAAUCCCAGAUGGGCCUUUUGAUGUUUUUGCUGGUGAACCUUUUGAGGUUGUUGUUGAAAAGUUCUUAAACUUGGGCGAUGACCGGAAUAUGGUGGAAGUUUAUGUUGCUGGCAAGAAGGUGGUUCCUUUUAAGGAGUGACGAGUCCUUUUGACUCACUGUACAUGAAACUUGCUAUAUAAAAACCUUCAUUACAAGUAUAAACUGUAUUUUAUCAUGUGCUGAUUAAUAUUUUAAACUGCUUUUAAGGGCUCUUCUGUUUAUCUUUUAUAAUCUUACUGCUGCAUUUUUACAGACAAAGCUCUAAUUAUUAGAAAUAUAAUACAAUGCACUUGUUCAGUUUGUUUUGUGCUCCAGAUUGCCUUACUUUUUGUUCCAAUAAAGUAUGUUUUCCACCAA